UGCAGUUUACGGGGUUUCCCAAGCGACAUAUUGAGUUGUAGUGUAGAACUAGUACUGUAUUCAUUUGAAGUGAAGCGAGCUAUUCUUCUCCCUCUCUCUCUCCCGAGCUCCUCCUCCAUCAUUUUUCGGGAGGUACGGACUGUAACGGAACUACCAUCACAGGAAAUGGAACCGCAUCAUCGAACACAGGACUUUGAAGAAAUAAAUGAUGAUGCUGAUAACUUGCGCUUGUACCAGCAGCUGUACAGCUAUGCUACUCAUGGCAACACAAAUAGAUUUAACGACACUAUUGCAAAUGAGCUUCAUGAUCCUAAUGCUCGGGUUCAGCUUCUGUCUCGACGGAGCCCCCAGAAUAACACAUUUGUUCACAUAGCUGUGAGCUCCGGCCAUGUUGAACUAGCAGCCAAGAUCUUACAACAACACAAGCCCCUUUUGUUAGAGAAAAACUUUGAAGGCGACACCGCGCUCCACAUUGCGGCCAAAGCUGGGGAUAUAGAUACGACAACAAACACUCUUCUCCGUGAAGCACGAGGAACAACAAACGUUGAAAAUAAUGGUGAUGUAUUGACGUUGCUGAGGAUGAAAAAUAAUGAGGAAAACACUGCCCUGCACGAAGCCCUGAUUCGAGGUCACCAAUUAGUAGCCAAGUGUUUGAUAGAGGCUGAUCCUGCCGUUUCACUUUACACUAAUAAGGAACAAAAGUCCCCUUUGUAUCUGGCCGCUGAACAAGGGCUUGUUGGGAUAGUGAAGCUAAUAAAAGAAAAAGUAGUUGAGAAGAACACAAAAAUUCAAGGCAAGUCCCCAUUGUUUGCUGCAAUUCUAGGCCGCCAGAAAAAAGAAAUCCUAAAGAUAAUAUCAAACAUGGAAGCAAAUAAUUUGAACUCAAAAGAUGAGAAAGGGAGGACUCCAUUGCAUUGUGCAGCAUCAAUUGGCUUUCUAGAAGGGGUUCGCUUCUUAGGCAGACGUCUUGUGGAUUCUCAUCAAAAGGAUCAUUGUGGAAACUUUCCGAUCCAUUGUGCAUCAAGCAAAGGUCAUGUCAACAUUGUUAAAGAGCUGCUUCGAUAUUGUCCCGAUUCAAUGGAAUUGAGGAACUCAAGUGACCAAAAUAUACUUCAUGUUGCAGCAAGAUGUGGCGAGGACAAUCUUGUGAAAUAUUUUCUCAAGAAGGUUGAGUUUCAAAUGUUGAUAAACCAAAAAGACAACAGAGGAAAUACUCCUUUGCACUUGGCAAAGAUGUACCAUCAUCCCAAGGUUGUGGACCUUUUUAUUUUGGAUAGGAGGAUCAACUUAAAGGUCUUGAAUGAUAGGGGCAUGACAGCUCUUGGCAUUUCAGAAAGCACUUUGGAAACUAGUGCAUCAUAUCAUGAGGUGAUACCUGCUGUAAAAGAACCAAAUGGCGUGAUCCAGUUAUAUUCCUCAGAGAAAAAUGCAAGAGGCUCAAGCAGCCUACCUGAACUUGAUCAAAUUUUGGUUGAGCCAGGUAUGGAAACAAAAAGAACUACUGCCGCUGCUGUUCAGAUUCAGCACACAGCAGUAGCAACAGCUUGGUGGCUGAUAAAUAGACUGGUAAAUUGCUUGGAAUACCCAAAAACUUGGUUGGAAGAGACACGUAGCAUGCUGAUGAUUGUGGCAACCAUGAUAUCAACUACAACUUUCCAAGCUGCAGUUAACCCACCCGGUGGUGUUUGGCAAGACAAUAAUACAAAUAGUAGCGCUGGAGGCACUACUUAUUGCACCCAAAAUAACAUAUGCUUUGCUGGAACUUCAGUGGCAGGCAGCGCCUUCCCAAAAGAGUUCCUCGCGUUCGUAACAUUCAAUACCGUCUCGUUUCUUGCUUCUCUUUGUGUCAACCUUUUGCUUGUUGGGGGAUUUCCCCUCCGGAAUCGCGUAAUUAUGUGGCUUUUAUCAAUGGCCAUGUGUCUCACUCUCACUUCUAUGGCACUCACCUUUUUACUGGCUAACCUGUUAGUAGUUCCUAAUACUGACAUUCUCGUUUCACAAGGAGUUAUAUCCCGUAAAUCCGCUGUGUGGGCUUGGAUUGCGUUGCUUCUAACCAUUGCUUCAAUCCACACCAUUCGCUUAAUCAUUUGGUUGUCAAGGAAGUUGUGGGGCAGGUUCAAGCAUAAGAUCCCAAAAAGCCUCAGGAACGUGGUUGAUAGUUUGGUGGAUAGUUCGAGAGCACGUCACCGUACCAACAAAUUCUGAGGAGAAUAUACGCCUGUUGUUUCCUUGUGUGUUGGAGGAACUACACCGGAUUGCUAAAGUAAACCAUCUAUUUGACGAUGGUGAAUGUGUUUAACGAGAACCAGCAGGUUGUGUUUGGCUAGUGAGCUGUGUUUGCCUUAA
Molecule: messenger RNA, 2346 nt
Organism: Prunus avium (sweet cherry)
Lineage: Eukaryota; Viridiplantae; Streptophyta; Magnoliopsida; Rosales; Rosaceae
Cellular component (GO): plasma membrane
Molecular function (GO): protein binding
Source: RefSeq, a predicted model, not a curated record